Messenger RNA from Anopheles moucheti, 6678 nucleotides. RefSeq names its product semaphorin-2A-like. Gene Ontology annotation, biological process: axon guidance; negative chemotaxis; positive regulation of cell migration. The record is from RefSeq and is a predicted model, not a curated record. Gene Ontology annotation, molecular function: semaphorin receptor binding; chemorepellent activity. NCBI's taxonomy places the organism in Eukaryota, Metazoa, Arthropoda, Insecta, Diptera, Culicidae. Bases 14 to 2125 code for a protein of 703 amino acids. The transcript is spliced from 14 exons.
GAAGGACGGGCCGAUGGCCCAGUUUAUAGGUGAACUGCAGCACCGCUGGUUUGCGUUGCUGGCUGGCAUCGUUAUCGGCAUCGGGUUGGCUGCGGCCGUAACCGAGGAGCUUUCACCAGAUCAUGUCCGGGAGUUUCAGUGCGGGAAGUUCUACUACAGAAAUUUUUACCUGGACGAGGAACGGGACGCUCUCUACGUGGGUGCAAUGGAUCGUGUGUUUAAGCUGAACUUGAAAAAUGUCAGCAUGACAUCAUGUGAGCGUGACACUAUCGUGCUGGAUCCGACCAGCUCGGACAUACGGAACUGUGUCUCCAAAGGCAAAAGCGAGAUGUUUGAUUGCAAGAACCAUAUCCGAGUUAUACAGCCCAUGGACAGUGGUAACCGGUUGUACAUCUGUGGCACGAAUGCACACAACCCGAAGGAUCUGGUGAUCUAUUCAAAUUUAACGCAUCUGCCGCGUUCGGAGUAUGUGCCAGGGAUUGGAUUGGGAAUUGCCAAAUGUCCCUACGAUCCGUAUGAUAAUUCGACAGCCAUCUACGUGGAACAAGGCAAUCCGGGCGAUUUGCCCGCAUUGUACUCCGGCACGAACGCCGAAUUCACCAAGGCCGACACGGUGAUAUUCCGCACCGAUCUGUACAACAUGACAACUGGCAAGAAGGUGUUUAACUUCAAGCGUACCCUGAAAUACGACUCCAAGUGGCUUGAUAAGCCCAACUUUGUCGGUUCGUUCGACAUCGGUGAGCACGUGUACUUCUUCUUCCGGGAGACGGCGGUCGAGUACAUCAACUGCGGCAAGGCGGUCUACUCGCGUGUGGCACGCGUCUGCAAGAAGGACACCGGUGGCAAGAACAUCCUCAACCAGAACUGGGCUACGUACUUGAAGGCGCGCAUCAACUGUAGCAUCUCCGGCGAGUUUCCGUUCUACUUCAACGAGAUCCAGGACGUGUACCAGCUGCCCACGGACAAGACCAAGUUCUACGCCACCUUCACGACCAGCACGAACGGUUUGGUCGGGUCGGCCGUCUGUAGCUUUGACAUCAAUGAAAUACAUGGCGCGUUCGCUGGAAAAUUCAAGGAGCAGGCCUCAUCCAACUCGGCCUGGCUGCCGGUACUGAACUCGAAGAUUCCCGAACCGCGGCCGGGCACCUGCGUCAACGAUACGUCCACCCUGCCCGACUCGGUGCUCAACUUCAUCCGGUCCCACCCGCUGAUGGACAAAGCGGUCAACCACGAGCACAACAAUCCGGUCUACUACAAGCGCGAUCUCGUCUUCACCAAGCUGGUCGUGGACAAGAUUAAAAUUGAGAUCCUUAGCCAAGAGUACACGGUGUUCUACAUUGGCACGAAUGCGGGCCGUAUCUACAAGAUCGUGCAGUACCUACGCAACGGUGAAUCGAAAUCGAAGCUGUUGGACAUUUUCGAAAUUGCACAGAACGAAGCGAUACAGGUGAUGGAACUGAGCCAGAAGCGCAAAUCCCUGUACGUCGCCACCGACUACCGGAUCAAGCAGAUCGAUCUGGCCAUGUGCAACCGGCGGUACGACAACUGCUUCCGGUGUGUGAAGGAUCCGUACUGCGGCUGGGAUAAGGAUACGAGCACGUGCAAACCGUACGAACCGGGACUGCUGCAGGAUGUGGGUAAUGAAACGUACGACAUCUGCGACACGAGUGUGCUGAAGAAGAAAAUCAUCGUUACCUAUGGUCAGAGCGUCCAUCUCGGUUGCUUCGUCAAGAUCCCGGAGAUACUGAAGGACCAAACCGUUACGUGGUAUCACCACUCGAAGGAGAAGGGACGGUACGAGAUUAAGUACAACCCGACCAAGUACAUCGAGACGACCGAACGAGGUCUGGUGAUAAUUUCGGUUAACGAAGCCGACGGUGGACGGUACGAUUGCCAUCUGGGUGGAUCGCUGCUAUGCAGCUACAACAUCACCGUCGAUGCGCAUCGAUGCACACCACCGAAUAAAACGAACGAUUAUCAGAAAAUCUACUCGGACUGGUGUCACGAGUUCGAGAAGUACAAAUCGGCCAUGAAAACUUGGGAGAAAAAGCAAGCACAAUGUUCUCGACAGAACUACAGCAAUCAACAUCCCAACGACGUUUUUGCACGAACGCCUAACGUCUGAUCUUAAGGCGUCUCAGGCAUGUAAAAAGAGAGCUGCGAAGCACAUGAAUGUCGUUGAACAACCAAGAUAAUACUCUUUGUACGCGCUUGCCAAGAGCGCACCAAAACCACACCAGAAGAACUGAUCUAGUAGUGUAAAGUAUUAAAAUGGAGAAAUGAUAAUGUUUUUUUAAGGCAUGCACUAUACCGACGGCACCGACUCAUGCAAAUAAGCAAACCCGUAAACAUGCAGUAAAACAAUAACUAAAGCAAAAUCAACAAAAUUUAAGAACAAACCGGCGCGCGACCGGCGGAAUCAGCACCAGAUCCGCCAGUGCGACGUACGGUGCAAAAUUCGGCCCCCCGGGCCCGGUAGGUGUGUUUUUUUGGGAGAUGGAAUAUCAUACUAAACCUUUUAUUAUUCAUUUUUUUUUAUUUUCGACGGACAAACUAAUAACUAAUCGAAUAGCGGAAGCUUAUUUUUAUAUAAUUGUUGGACAUAAGUUUAGUUUCUAAGUUAGUAGUGAACACAAUGAACUCUCUGUAGCGCUUAGAAUGGAUUAGAGAAAAGAGUUAGCAGUGGUGUGCUUGUGUGGAAGGAGAAGUGCAAGGAGGAAAGCAAAGAGAAACGAAAAACCGUGAUGAUGAAGUUAAUGUGAAUGCUUGUGGAAAGGAAAAUAAGUAUCCAUGUACCGAGAGACUGUGUAUCUGCUGGUACGCAAUUUUUACCGCAUGUACCACUACAGAAAUCAGAAAUGUGUAUAAGAAAACACACAAACAAAAAACCAUACAACACACAUUCAAAACACUUAACGAGUGGCGAGUUCAACACACGGAUGGAAGCGGUGUUGGCGAGCGUUUUAGGUUAAUGGUUUUACUUUGAUCGAAUAGCGUCCAGGUUAAAUGAUCUAUGCGUGGGUGUCGUUAUGGACCGUGGUUUCCGCUCAAAAUGUCGUUCAAUCCUCAAGCAAUAUUCUAGUGAAGAUGAUGAUGGAUUUAAUGUUUCGGAACACUAGACAUUAAUCGAUCUGUUUUACUUAAAAACAAACCAUGGCAAGCUUGUUUAAUUUUGUACAGUGUACGGUAUGUUUCGGUUUUCGUGAAUACCCUUUUUCGAGAUCUAUGUACUGUCCGGGUUUGGUCUCAACACCCGAGACACAACCGAGCAGUUCAGCAUCGUAGAUCGUAUACAAGCAAUAAGUAUAACCGCAGUUCGCAGAAAAAUUGGCGCACAGCAUCAUCAACCCAUCACUCGCUAGCCAUUAUUCAUUUCAUCAAUGAAUGGAGAAGGCCAGAGCCGUGUGGUGUAAGAUAAACACUUAAAAUGUUACAUUUGCCAUUCAUCUGCCAUUCUGCAGUAUUAUCGAUGUGUUGUGUAGAGAAGCCGCUUUUUGCUGACCCAACAACCCAACUACCACCUACUUCCUUUUCCGCCCUUUUUUUAACUGUGCGAACGGUUGGCGUUAAGUGAACUUUAUUUCAAACCUAGCACGUAAGAAAUGGCUAUGACACAGUAAAGGGGAAACGCUUGGCAGAUGGUUGUAAUCAACUGUUUCCCUUUUUCGGUCACACGCGCAGUUACGUUGUGCUUGUGGUGUUAUCGGUCCUCCCAUUGAAUAAAUUACGUCGAGCUUCUCUAACUAACUAACACAACAUAACAUUAACAAAACGCGAUAAAGAAGAAUACACAAACGACAGAAGGAAAAAAUGAAAACAAGUUAUCGAACAUGGUAAAAGAUAAGUGCGUUCGAUACCAUCCACCCCAAUCAUAGCAUAUCGCGUAGCUGCUAGAAAUGAAAGUUGGUAAUUAAUUGAAAAGAAAACCCCAUUUAAACAGAUUGUAAGAAACAAAAGCAUUUGCACAUACAAGGUGCCGAACGAUGGCUCUUUCCAUCCUUCAAUGGUAUCCUUUGAAUUUCAUUUCUAUCGCACAUUUGACACAACAAUAAUUUUCUAUUUAAAUUUGUUUAUCCAUUUGUCUGUCCAUUUUUAUUGCAUUUUUGUGCUUUUCCUAAACAAACAUCAUCCAGACACGAGUUUGCGAAGAAAGUUGAGGAAUGUUCUGUUUCUCAGUUUAUGGAGAACUGUGAUAGUAAAGGAGGAGGUGUUCAUCUUUCCCUAGCCCCCCUGCUCUUUGUUUCGAUGGGCCCCCAUUUUAGCAACCUGCCUCACAUUUUCACGUACAACGAGUAGUAAAAUUGAGCGAAGUAAUUAUCAUAAAUACAACAAAGCAAAACAAUUAUCACCACACAAAACCAGUGAAACACACGCGCACGUGACAAACAUUUUAUACGCAAGCUUAUGUAUCGAAUCUCCGAAUCGCUUUGUACGUACGCGUGUGGGAUAAAGCCAUUAAAGCUAACCGAAAAUCUAUCAUCAACUCUACUUCCUUCCCUAGCGCAAUCAGCUCCAACUCCAACUUCACAUGGAAUGUUCAUUUUCUUGCUCCCUCCCCUAGCCUAGCGUGUACUAAACUAAACGAACUAACAAACAAAUCUAAACACAAACACAGUUAAUAUACUAUCGCUUAACGUAACACAAUCUAGCGACAACACAACAAGCGGCUAACUAAACGGAGAAGAACAUAAAACAGUCCAUUUGCAGGCAAAACAAGUGUAAAAAUAGCAAUCAGCAAUAAGCAAGCUUACGGAAGCGAUUCUGUCCAAUUUAUAUACAUACACAGUAUAGCCCAGGUUAGUGGCUGGCGCUUCAUUACUGUUGGUCACAUACCAAGCAGCAAAGCCAGACAGCUAACGAACAGAAAACAGGCUAGAACGGGGGAAAAUACACUUAAACUACUAAUCGUAAGUGAUUGAAACAGCACACAAACAGCAAAACAAGUUAAAACAGCGCAGGUGUACAAGUAAAAAACUGAGCAAAGCCACAUAAGUUAAACCGAGAACAGUUUUAGCCGAAGGUGGAGCCGAAAAAGAAAAUGAACAAAACAACGCGAAAACAAAAUUCCGAUUUUAAAAUGGUGAAUGGUAACAAUUAAAGUGCAAGUGGUUUCGUUUUAUGUUAGCAUACCAAAACACGUUCUGUUUUAUCGAAAUCUUUGUAAAAAGUGGCAAGCCUUCAGAGGAACCCUUGGAAAGAAGGACACGAAGGAUCCGACAAGAUAAUUCUGUGACACGCUAUAUAGUUGUAAUAUAAAAACAAAACUCUUUCAUUAGCGAGACCACCUAUAGCUGUGCGCUGUGUGUGCGUGUACUACGUUGAAUGGAAGUGUAGAGCGGAAAAUUGCAAUAAGGUGAAGAUGAAGCAACAUACUUGAACUGAUUUGGUGCUGCAAUUUGAAGAAAUGGGGACAGCUAUUUAGCAAAAAGCAGAAAACGUUCAUUCACAUUACUAGCACACACACACAUACAUAUAUAUGCAACCGGAAGUACGAAAACAAAUAACAAUCAUGUGAAAGAGAAAGAGAGAAGGAGAGAAUAGAAACAGGAAACAAUGCAACACACAUAUAACAAAGAGAAACAAGAAGAAGUAAUACGUGGAAUUAAUGAAGCGAGUAUGGAAGAGUCACCGUGGAGGGCAUAAAUAAUGGUAGAAAAUUGUAUAAACAGAUGUGUUUGCAAAGACUAGAACAGAAGUGUAGUAAUGAGCAAAACAAAGCAGUAAGCAACAGACCACUACCAGCAAUGAAUCCAUCUUGCCGGCAAGCAAAAGCGAUAUCAAUUUCAAGGAAAUGAGUGGAUUCCAAUGAUUUUUGGUUUGAUCAAUUCAUUUUCAUCCAAUACUUGACUUCUCUAACGCGGUUUUGUGCAUUCGGACGUGUGUGACAACGAGAGAAGAAGGUUCAUUUUAAUUAAUGCACCUGGACCUGGAAAUCAAUAUUAAAUGUUUUUACAGGUCAACAGGCUCAACAAUAAUGCCGAUGCUAGAUGGCUGCGAUUGGAGUAAAGCAGAAAGCACACACACGCAACAAAACAAAAAGAAACAGAAUCAGACUUCCGAUCCAAUUUAAAGUUAGCAAUAGAAUUUGUAGAUGUGGAUGGUAGACAGGCCAGCAGGUCACGACACGACGACACACGGAGUACAUGCAAAACCCAUGAGUGAAACAGAUCGGAUCCGGUUACAUGGUCGAUGCUUCAUUUACAAAACACGUAAAACAGCAGCAGAAGGAAUAGAAUGUACAGUUCCAUUAGUUUCCAAGUGAAUAAUGUGCAGAUUGCACAAUCUGCUGUGUGGAAGAUCAAACAUUUACCAUCCCAUCACGAUCACCGUCACUGAAUUGGAUGGAUUGUUCCAUCUGGUUGUGUAGAAUGAAGAAAACCAUGUCAAAAUCGUGGAUCAUAUCUCCUUUGGAACUUUACGUUUAUAAUGCUAAACGAUACACAACAGAAAGGAACACACGUGCAUAUUAAACACUUCCUUUUUCCCCGCUCCUUAAAAUAUCAUCCCAGUAUGUGAGCCGCCUCUGUGCAUGCAUGGAUACGUUGGAACAUUUAAGAGAAAACAAUAAUUCCAAUCCCAACAAAUCACGGAAACAAAUUAACAGACACACACACGCGCGCGCGUUAACGCAAAAAGGAUGUUUUUUUGCGAAAACAUUAGUAAAUAAACAAUUGAUAA